Anastrepha obliqua is the source of this 665-nucleotide messenger RNA. RefSeq names its product ubiquitin-60S ribosomal protein L40 (gene RpL40). Gene Ontology annotation, biological process: translation; protein ubiquitination; modification-dependent protein catabolic process. Gene Ontology annotation, molecular function: structural constituent of ribosome; protein tag activity; ubiquitin protein ligase binding. The record is from RefSeq and is a predicted model, not a curated record. Gene Ontology annotation, cellular component: nucleus; ribosome; cytoplasm. The transcript is spliced from 2 exons. NCBI's taxonomy places the organism in Eukaryota, Metazoa, Arthropoda, Insecta, Diptera, Tephritidae. The coding region runs from base 116 to 502 and encodes 128 amino acids.
CUUUGAUUGGGCAGCACUGAGAGGGAAAUGUCAAAAGAUUUCCUGCCAUAUUAAAAAUUUCCUCUUUGGUUUCUUUCUAAAAUUUCUCUGCACGUUAAUAGAGGAAGACGGCAAAAUGCAGAUUUUUGUCAAAACACUCACCGGUAAGACCAUCACUUUGGAGGUCGAGCCCUCUGACACCAUCGAAAAUGUCAAGGCUAAGAUCCAGGAUAAAGAGGGUAUCCCACCAGAUCAACAACGUUUGAUCUUCGCUGGCAAGCAAUUGGAGGAUGGUCGCACCUUGUCCGACUACAACAUCCAGAAGGAGUCAACCCUUCACUUGGUGUUGCGUCUACGUGGUGGUAUCAUUGAACCUUCAUUGCGUAUCUUGGCUCAAAAAUACAAUUGCGAUAAGAUGAUCUGCCGCAAGUGCUACGCUCGUCUGCAUCCACGUGCGACCAACUGCCGCAAGAAGAAGUGUGGACACACCAACAACUUGCGUCCCAAGAAGAAGUUGAAGUAGAUUACUGGCAUCUGGAUAUGUGGACGAAGGCGAAGAGUGUUGGGAAUGUGUGUGUGAAGAUAGCAUUCCCUUUUUUCUUUUUUUCGUAUGUGUAUCCCAGCAUUAAAUGAAUUGAAAUGAAAAUUGUAAUGCGAAUUUUUUUGAAAUAAAAAAUGUAUGAUAA